GAUUACAGAGAGGCUUUUGGCACGUUCGACAAAGAUGGCGACGGUACUAUAACAAUCAAAGAGUUGGGGACAGUGAUGAGGGCACUAGGUCAGAACCCGACGGAAGCUGAGUUACAGGACAUGAUCAACGAAGCGGACGCUGAUGGCAGCGGUUGCAUCGAAUUUCCCGAAUUCCUCACCAUGAUGUCCAAAAAGGGGCUAAAAAGUGAGGAUCCCGAGGAGGACUUACGAAAAGCCUUUAAUGUAUUUGAUCAAGAUGGAAACGGCUUCCUUACCGCAGACGAAUUAAGACACGUAAUGCUGAAUUUAGGCGAAAAAUUAUCACUGGCUGAAGCAGAGGAAAUGAUACGAGAAGCGGAUAUAGACGGUGAUGGACAAAUAGAUUACAAAGAAUACGUGAAAAUGAUGACGUCAGUGUGAAGUUCAUGACAUUGCGUCAAUCUUAUCGUCACGUGAUAAUCGUUUGUGUCAUCCUCUGGUGGUGAUCCAAUUACCGCUGACUUACGAUGCUGUAAACGCGAUCUCGGUGGGGAUAUAAUUUCGCGAUUUCCAUAGGUAAAUUAUACAUGUAGGGGUUAAUUCCGCAUUGUUUUCGUCAAUCAUCUGUUUCAUUAAAACAUAUAGAUAACAAAAUAAUACUUCCACGCGUAUAACGCGUACAAUUACACGCCACGUAAAUGUCCAUGCUUAAAGGAAUUAAGAAAGGCACAACAGGAAGAAUUUAUUGCAAUGACAACGAUUUGAUUGGAUUUUGCCCACGACGAUAUCGCUCUACGAAUUUGAUUGGAUUUUGCCCACGUCGAAAUCGCUCAACGAAUUUCAUUUGAUCUUGCCCUCGAUUACAUCGCUCCAUGAAUUUCAUUCGGUCUUGCCCACAACGAUAUCGCCCCACAAAUGUUAUUGUUAUAUUCUAUAUCUUAAUAUUGUUACAAAUAUUUUAAGAAUAACUAUUUUUUAUUAAAGAACUUAUUUUU
This is a messenger RNA of Pecten maximus, 974 nucleotides long. RefSeq names its product calmodulin-like. Gene Ontology annotation, molecular function: calcium ion binding; enzyme regulator activity. The record is from RefSeq and is a predicted model, not a curated record. The coding region runs from base 76 to 420 and encodes 114 amino acids. The transcript is spliced from 3 exons. NCBI's taxonomy places the organism in Eukaryota, Metazoa, Mollusca, Bivalvia, Pectinida, Pectinidae.